AUGGCGGACGAGCAGGAGCUACUUCGCGCGGCACAGGAGCUAUCCCAGUUUGCGGGACACCUCAAGCCAACUCCCCCUCUCUUCGGGAGCGGGAGCGGAGCCCCGACAGUUCCGGAAUCCCCGCUUCAGUCGACAGCAGCGUCGCAAGCCGAAGAGCCGGCGACCACGGACAUGGACACCUCGGCGAGGGACAAGAGAACGGAAACGGAUGCGCAGGACCUCGAAAAGGAGGAGCCACCCUCCAAAUGGCAAAAGGCAACGGGCAAAGGAGAGGGCAGCAAGGAGCAAGCUCCGGAGCCCCCGGCAACGGACCGCCCUCGUCGAAGUCCUCAACGAGGCCAGGCAAGCCAGCCAAGCAAUCCCAAGCCCUACAACAG
This is a messenger RNA of Symbiodinium sp. CCMP2456, 377 nucleotides long. NCBI's taxonomy places the organism in Eukaryota, Dinophyceae, Suessiales, Symbiodiniaceae. The record is from the annotation of a GenBank genome assembly.